GGCGCCGCCCCGCUCCGCCCCGCCCCGCGUCCCAACAUGGCGGCGGGCUUUGCUGGCCCGCUGGUAUCGCUGGUGCUGCUGCUGUUGUCGGGGGUGGCGGCUCGGUUGUACCGGGCCGGGGAGGAUCCGCUGAGCGUGUUAUCGGCCGGUACCGUGAAGCGGGCGCUGCUCAACUCCUCGGCCGCGUGGGUGGUGCAGUUUUACAGCUCGUCCUGCGGACAUUGCAUCGCAUUCGCCCCCACCUGGAGGGCCCUGGCUGGGGAUGUUAAAGACUGGGAGUCUGCAAUCAGAAUCGGUGUGCUGGAUUGCGGGGAAGAAGAGAACUAUGAGACGUGCAAGGAGUAUGGGAUUCACUUCUACCCAACUUUUAGGUUCUUCAAAGCAUUUACAAAGCAGUUUACAACUGGAGAGAAUUACAAAGCAGGAGCAGAUCGGGAGCUGCAAACAGUUCGCCAGAUGAUGAUUGACUUCUUGCAGAACCAUUCCCAAGAGUCAAGACCUCCUGCUUGCCCACCAUUGGAUCCAGUUUCGUCCAGUGAUGUCACUUCUCUCUUUGACAAGAAAACCCCUCAUUAUACUGCUGUUGUGGUUGAAAGUAAUAAUUCCUACACUGGACGAGAGGUUAUCUUAGAUUUGGUCCAGUAUGAAAACAUUGUUGUAAAGAGAGCGCUGAAUUUUGAUAAGUCUUUCCUGGAGAAACUUGGGAUUACUUCAGUCCCUUCGUGCUACCUGAUGCAUCCCAAUGGAUCGCAUGGGUUAGUUAACAGUCUGAAGCCCCUGCGGUCAGUCUUUUCUUCAUAUUUGAAGUCGCUGCCAGGUGUAAGAAAGAAACUUCUUUCACCACUUGAGCUGCCUGUUAAAGGAAACAAAGAGGAGAGCGCAGAGAUCAAGCCGUGGAAGGAGUUUGAUAAAUCGAAGCUGUACAUGGCUGACCUUGAAUCUGGAUUGCAUUACCUGUUCCGGGUAGAGCUUGCUACACACAAGAUGCUUGAGGGAGCUGAGCUAAAGACCUUCAAGGAUUUUGUUACCAUCUCUGCCAAGCUUUUUCCUGGCCGUCAGCCUGUGGUGAAGUUGUUAGAGACCUUGCAGGAGUGGCUGGUGAGCCUUCCAUUAGACAAAAUCCCUUAUGAUGCUAUUCUAGAUCUGGUCAACAACAAAAUGCGGAUUUCUGGGAUAUUUCUCACUAAGAGAACAGAGUGGGUUGGCUGUCAGGGCAGCAGGCCAGAGCUCAGAGGCUACACUUGUUCCCUUUGGAAGCUGUUUCAUACCCUGACUGUGCAAGCUGCGCUGCACCCAACUGCUUUGAUAAGUACAGGUCUUGAAGACAAUCCUCGGGUAGUACUUGAGGUCAUGCAGAGAUACAUCCAUCACUUCUUUGGAUGCAAGGCUUGUGCUCAGCACUUUGAGGAGAUGGCGAAGGAAUCCAUGGACUCGGUGCAAACCUUGGACAAGGCUGUUCUUUGGCUCUGGGAGAAACACAACGUAGUCAAUAACAGACUUGCAGGUGAUUUAACAGAAGACCCCAAAUUCCCCAAAGUUCAAUGGCCAACUCCAGACCUCUGUCCUGCUUGUCACGAGGAAAUCAAAGGGUUACACAGCUGGAAUGAGGCCCAGGUCCUGCAGUUCAUGAAGCAACACUACAACACUGAAAACAUCCUGUAUAGAUACACUGAGAGCCAGACUGACUCCAGCGACACUGAACUAAAAGAUACAAGGGAGGAAAAAGACAAAAGCCUGCUGGGGAAACCAGGUGGAAAUAGAGAAGAUGCGGCCCUGAACCAGGAGCACAUAAGAGAUUCAGAAUCUAAGCUGUUCAAUAAGCUCAUAGGGAACCACGGACCUGUCAGGGCCAGCGGUAAAAGUGCGUUCGAGUCUGUUAACCAUCAGGAGAGCAGACAGUCUGUGAUUUUCUUAGGGAUUGGAUUUUCCAACAUAGACAUGAGUCUGUGUGUCGUCCUGUAUGUAGCAUCAUCCUUAUUCUUGAUGAUCAUGUACUUUUUCUUCCGAAUGAGGUCGAAACGCUGGAAGGUGAAGUAUUAUCGCUCGUCUGUAUAGAAACUCACCUUGGAAGCCAAGUUGUUUUUUGUUGUACGUGGCUGUUCAGUACCAGAUACAGCUUUAAUAUUUAUGAUCAGGGAUUUUAUAUACAAUAUUCCUCGUUUGAAAACCCUUUCUUCCCAAGUCAUUUCACAAGUGUUCUAGCUUAAUAUAUGGCGCUUGCUGUAAGAACCCCAAUCUUUCACUCUGAGGCACACGGUGCUGUCGUAAAACACCCAGUGAAGGAAGUGUUGCAUUUUUCAGUGAGGAUUUUUCCAUGACUUACAUCAUUUACUCAUUUGCAGAGGAAUCAUGGCAUUAUGCAGCCAGCACAGAUACUGGUGUAGGUUAUGAGGUCUACUUUAAAUCAAUUCUAAGCCUCCGUGACUUUCUCAAGUAUUACUCACACUGCACACAUAGAGUAGAAAGUAUUACACCUUCAAGUGAGUCUUCCAUACCUUCAUGUGUUGCAGCCUGAUUGUGUUUGCUGAUGCCAUUAUCCAUUUAAUGGUGUUCAGGUGUAAACAACAACCAACUCAGACCCGACGUUUGAUGUGCAUCACUGCUGGAUGCAUUAACAGAGCAUUGGAUGACUCAUUUCUCAGCUGGAGGAGUAGCUCGGUACUGAAUGUGCUGUUAGCCAAGUUGACACCAAUUCUGGUGGAUUCCAAUGAAAGGAAAUGCCAUUUCUAGUGAAGAAAACAGGCUGUUUGUGUCAGCAUGACAGAGCAAAUGCCUCCAUCCAGAAAUACUCCUGUUGUUCUUGUGCUGAGAGCUCUGCUGUGUGGGUCAGGGAGGGGUUUAACUGUAGGUAAGUCCAAGAGCUCUUCCAUUGCUGGAUAUGGCAGCAGUGGAGACUAUGGCUGUUGUACAGAUCUGACAGGGAUCCUGGCUGGCUUCUAUGAGAAGAAGGCAUGAAAAUGGUUAUAAAAUUACUGUUCAGAAUAGGAGUUCCGUUCUGAUCUGUGGAGGAUAAUUCAUGUUCUGGAUAGUGAAGUUUAUAAUCCUAUCCAAUGUAAUUGAGCGUGUUCUAGUUAUCCAUUACCUAAUCUUUAGUUAAUCCUAAUAGGUUUUGGCCUCAAUGUUUUCUCAUGGCAGCGAGUUCUACAGAUUAAUUAUGUUAUAUAAAAAGGCUUUUCCUUUCAAUUCUACGUUUCCAACUUUCAAUUUAAUUGAAUGUUCAGUAGCUCUUCAGUUACACGAGGGGUGAGAAGUCCCUGGCCAAUCCAUUCUGUAUUUGUACUGUGCGUGUCAGCCUCUUUCCAUUGUACAUCCCAGCUUCAAAAGCUUCGAGCUCAGCACUAAAAAGGUAAUUUUUCAUAACUAAAUCUGCUUAUUUACCAAAUGGAUCUUUUCAGUCAGGUUUUUUAUGCAGCUUCAAACUCCAGUAAUGGAAUGGAGCCGGAUGAACGGCUCCUUUUGGUGUCAAAACAACUUCUGCCAUCAGAUCAGCAGCCAAAGUGCUGUUGGAAUGAGGUGGGUUGGGAACAUACCGGUAACUUCCAUGACAAAGUGAACAGACACACCGAUUUGCAGUGGAGCUUUUUGUUUCUUAGCAUAGAAGCACAACAUGAAGCUGUUCCUUAUCUGUGCUGGUGCUCCCACUUGGUGGUACCAAUGAACUGGUGCAGGCUUUCACCUGAAUUGCUUUCACUGCCUUCAUCUGGAAAGGUUUUAUUGAGUCUGGACUCAGUUGUGUCAACCUUGGUUUACUUGUUCUUAUUUGGUAUCAUCGUACCUCCUUACUCAUGGGGCUUCUGUUUUGUGCUAUGUACCAACUUGGUGUAAGGCCGUUUCCAGCUGUGGUUCACACCAUCCUCGUAGCAGCCAUUUCCCAUCAGGAUUUCUGGCCCUUUGUAAUUCAUGGAGCCUUCUUUGCUCUUCUGAUGUUUGUGAAGAGAAAAUACUGGACCUGCAUAGAGAGAGAGAAGGAAAAGGUCGAGUGCUGAAGGACCCUGCUGACGUUAUUUGUGAGCUCUCUGGUUUACAGUUUCCAGCUCCGUUAUCCGUCCUGUUAUUGCUUAGAGCUCACUGGGUUCUAUGAGUGGAACAAAAGCUUCCAGGUGUAUUUUCUAUCUGUGCACUGUAUAUCAGAUGUUGGGUAUAUUGGAUGUAACAAUCCGGUAAUUUAAAUGUUCUAUUUAUUUAGAUUCAGAAACAUGGACAUUGUCGUGUCUGUUCUGUUGGGGGGGGUUUAAACUCUUAAGAAGGAAAAGUGACUCUUUUGUACCAAACUGAGCUGAUGUGCUUGUUACAAAUACAAACGUUUGGGCAAAGUGCUGCAGUUGGAGCUUUCAA
This is a messenger RNA of Coturnix japonica (Japanese quail), 4335 nucleotides long. RefSeq names its product quiescin sulfhydryl oxidase 2 (gene QSOX2). Gene Ontology annotation, molecular function: flavin-dependent sulfhydryl oxidase activity; protein disulfide isomerase activity. Gene Ontology annotation, biological process: protein folding. Gene Ontology annotation, cellular component: Golgi membrane. NCBI's taxonomy places the organism in Eukaryota, Metazoa, Chordata, Aves, Galliformes, Phasianidae. The record is from RefSeq and is a predicted model, not a curated record.